This is a messenger RNA of Torulaspora globosa, 1095 nucleotides long. Its product is annotated as RTA1 domain-containing protein. Gene Ontology annotation, cellular component: fungal-type vacuole; plasma membrane. Bases 1 to 1095 code for a protein of 364 amino acids. Lineage: Eukaryota; Fungi; Ascomycota; Saccharomycetes; Saccharomycetales; Saccharomycetaceae. The record is from RefSeq and is a predicted model, not a curated record. The transcript has a single exon.
AUGGAUAUAGCAACGCAACUGUUGGAAGUGAGUAAAAGAACCAAUGAAGUGGUUGACUCGCUGUAUGGCGGUAUAGUGCCGAACCUGGCGUUCAAUGCGGCGAUGUUAGCGAUUUGGAUCGUGUUGCUGGGUUGGCAUUCGUUGAUGAUCUGGUUCAAGCAGUAUUGGUUCUCGUCGGCGUUUGUGUGUGCAGCGAUCCUGGAAGUGCUCGGGUAUGCUGGAAGGGUGCAGGGGCAUUUCGACCCGUCUCUUGAGACUCCAUUCCUGAUGCAGCAGGUGUGUUUGACGAUUGCGCCGGUGUUCACGGCGGGCGGCGUGUACUACCAGCUGGCUAAGAUGAUCGAGAUUUACGGCCACAGAUUUUCGCUGCUGCCCUCCCCGAUGGCGUAUUCAUAUACAUUUAUCGGGUUUGACAUUGUGGCUCUGCUCGUUCAGGCAGCAGGCGGUGGUGUGGCCGCUAGCGCCUCGGACAGCGCUGGCAACAGACUGGGCGCCAACAUCUUUCUCGCGGGCUUGGGGCUGCAGGUUGCGGCGAUGGUUAUAUUCAUGAUGCUCAUGGGCCAUCUCUAUUAUAAGCUUUUUAUCCAGACCCGUCUGGAGCACAGCGGCCAGUCCAAGUUGAGCCUUAGCUUGUUGAAGAUCAGGCACACCGAGAUCGAUUAUCUUUACAGACAAAAGUUUAGCGACCUCAGGGUGCAUCCCGUCCGUUGGGUGUUCCAUUACUUCCCUCUUGCUAUGGUCGUCGCGGUUGUUACGGUCUUUGUUCGUUGCUGCUAUCGUCUUGCAGAACUGGCUGCGGGCUGGAACGGCUAUCUUAUGAGAAAUGAGAACUACUUCAUCAUUCUCGAUGCCCUGAUGAUCGCCCUCGGCACCGUGGCUUUAUCCAUAUUCCAUCCAGGGUUGGCAUUUCAAGGAAGACACCUCUCUAUUCCUAUCACUCGUGGGCGUGUCGAUCCAGAGACCGUUGAGAAACCGCUGCUAGAGCCGGAGAAAGAGGAAGUCUACAUUUACUCUGCUGAGCAAGCCUCGGGGCUACACAGGGCCUUUAUGGAACCAAAGAACAUCUUCAAGUGGUAUAGCCACAGACAGCGCUAA